CCAGCCAGCGCCCGGAAUCUGGGGUCCCUGGCUACAGCCCCGCCUUUUUCCGUCUGUCCCGCCUUCUAGGGCGGCGAAGCCAACCGACUCUAAGCCCCGCACAUCGCCCGCGCCACUAUUGGAGAGCGGCGCAUGAAAGCCGAGCCACCUUUUUAUAGCACGCGGUGGGUCUGAGUACUGCGAACCUGGGGUAAAAGUUCUGCGUUCUGCGCCUAUGUCCAGCGCAUCCAGCCGGGCCAGCAGCGCCCGCCGCCCCACGCAUGGCACCGGCUUCAUUGGCCAUGAACCCCGCUGGGCUCAGGGCGCGCGGCGGGGACGGCACCGGGUCCAACCCCCUGCCGUUCAGCGUCGAAUCGCUGCUGGAGGCAGAGCGCGGGCCGGACUCGGAGCCUGCAGAGUCUGCGGAGGAAAGAGCCCCGGGUGACACAGGGCCCGGACCCUGGCUUCUGCCCGCUGCCAGCACGCGCACCCCACGUGCCCUCAGCCCUCCCCCUUGCACCCUCGGAAAACACAAGAACACCCGCAAACCGCGAACGCCCUUCACCACAGCGCAGCUGUUAGCGCUGGAGCGCAGAUUUCACCAGAAGCAGUAUUUGUCCGUCGCUGAGCGUGCAGAGUUCUCUCGCAGCCUGAGCCUCACCGAGACGCAGGUCAAGAUCUGGUUUCAGAACCGCCGAGCCAAAGCCAAGCGGCUGCAGGAGGCCGAGCUGGAGAAGCUGAAGCUGGCGGCCAAGCCACUGCUGCCCUGUUUCUCCCCGCCUUUCCCUCUAGACGCUCCGCUGCACCGAGGCGCGCCUAGCGCUCUACCGCCGGUGUCCGGGGUCCUGGCGAGGCCGGCCGCCGCUUGUGGCUUGUACUACCUGUCUUAGGCUGAGGCUGGGGUCAGUCGGGCAGCGGUGCCGGCGCGAGGGCGGCGUUGUUCCGUGAGUCUGCGCAGGUUCGGCCCCGGCCGCCCACCACUCCUGCACACUCGGCGACGCUGCGCCUGGUAACUGCCAGUGUUUCGAUACCACUUUCUGGGUUUCUUUUUUUUUUUUUUUUUAUGUUCGUUUUGAUUUUAUCUUUCCUUUUUUAAAAUUUGCUAGAUGCUAUAUUUGAUUCUUGAAGCCUAUUUGUGAUUAUCUUAGAUUUUAAAUUUUUCUUAAAAUUAUGUUAGUACCAAACUUCUGAAAGGCGAUGAAAAGAGCUUCAUAAAGUGGCCUCGAAAGGAAACAAAACAGUUCUUCCUACUUUUUACAAAGGAAUCAACAAAGUUCUCUGAGGUUUCUGCAGGGGACCUGCCGCUGGUCUGAUGCCUCUCCAGGUGACCACGCACACGCAGAAAGAUCUACGAGAUUGUUUUGAACUGCGGAGAGAAACGAAUUCCAAAACAAGCAAUUAAAAUAAUCUGGUGCUGAGAUAGCUAGAAAGAAACUAUUUUCAUCAUGACUCGAUUUAUUAUGUCUAGGUAAAAUGGAAAUUUUCACUCUUAAUUUAGAGAAUUUUAUCAUUUUUUAAAAAUAUAGACUAUUCUGUGAGUCCAAGGCAAACACUGCGUCGUAGGAGUGGGCAGUGAGGGGAAGAGAUCGAGGGGGUCUGCUCUAGAGUUUGAAAGACAGAAACCUAGGGGAGACGCUCCUUAGGGUCGUGGCGUGGGCCAGGGGCCUCGAGAGAUCAGUACGGACCUCGCGCCCUCUGCCGGCUGGUGCCCUAGGCGCAAAUAAGAAUCUCCCGGGUACCCCGCACGGAGAGCUCUAACUUGCCCCAGAGGCCAGGGACACUAGGCUGAUCCUUUUGCUGCUGCUUUGUACUGCAUUGAGCUCAUUUACUAAUGGGACGCCUCUGGCUUCACCCGAGGAAGGAAAAUACUGUUCUGUGUAUGAUCUCAUCUAUGACGAGGAGCUGCCCCUGUGGGGCGUUCCUCCUCCACGCAGGAUUGAGAACCCUUGACGCGCCUGUCCCUGAGAUGCAAAAAGAAAAAAAAAAAAGCAGCCAUUUUCCCUGUUAUCUUCAGCUAGAAUCUGGAGGCUUAAGGAUAAAGUGUGCUGUGAGUGUAUACAAGCUCUCCUGUGGAUAGCAGUGGGUAAGGUGAACAAGUCCUUCCUUCCCUCCCAUCUCCUACUUUCCGCUGGAGGGGAGGCUCUGAACCAGGAAGGAAUUCCAGACUAUCCCUGCAGAGUUUGGGGUGAUGGCACUGGUCUGGGGUCCUCCUACCACGCAGGAGGGAAGGACCCUGCACAAGUACUCAACAGGCUUCUGUGUGACCAUGUCACAAGAAAACAGUAGAUGCACAAAUUUCACUGCAUUCUUCUGCUCUGGUUAAAAACACCUGACACUGCAGAUAAUGAUACACCAAAUUGCCUGUUGAUGUCCACUAGACUUUCUCCCUGCAUUGCUGAGAAAACAGAAACUCUUGGGUUUUUAAAAUAAAAUGAUUGAAAGCAAAGUGUCCACCCCUUCAGGUGCUUGCCAGUAUGUGCUGGAGCCUGAGUUGUACUUGAUCUUAGCUAGAAGGCCGGAAAAUGAUGGACCCUGCACUGUUAAAGCCUAUUUCAGCCCCAGUGCUCUGGUCAGCAGACGCACUCUUGGUCUGCAAAUACUACAAUAAAAAAAGAGGUUGGGGAGGGGACAGGCUGAGCUUCAGCAGCAACCAACACCUCACGUCAGACAUCCCUGCUGCUUUUUAACUUCUGUGGGUACUUAUAUCCUGAGGUUCCUAAGAGACACUGGGUAAGUCAGGACCUAGUUUUAUGGUUCAGUCAUGGUAUUUGUUUUUAGGGUGUUUUGUUUGUGUGUGCGUGUGUGUAUGUGUGUGUGCGUGCAUGCGUGUGUGUGUGUGUGUGUGUGUGUGUGUGUGUGUGUGCUGUAAAUUGAAUUGAGUUACGUUUUUUAUUUUGAAACAGAAUCUCACUAACCAGCACGGGCCAGGCUUAAACUUGUUAUCCUCCUGCCUCAGCCUCCCAGAAGCACCCGGCUAGUUGUGAAGACUUCUGAGAUAAUUCUGAAACCAACCAACAGAGGAGGAAAAUAAGCAUUCUGUACCCAUUCCAAUGGAGCAGGGGUCUGCACGGGCAGCCUGGCUGCCUGGUAGCUUAUCUUUAUCCAUAUAGUAAGUGCUAGCUGAGGGCAUAUAAAUGACCCCAUGGGGCCUUAAAAUCAAGAGUGCCAGAUCCCUUAGGGCUGACUCAGAAUUUUCUGAACUAAGUGAAAGAAUAACUUGCUAAUUUGUCUCUCUAUAACCUUCUCUGACCCAGAAUAAAGAUGGAAGCUCUCCCCAGAUAUCUCCACUGAGCCUGGUGUCCUGAUUCCCCCAGGAGGAGCCCAGCUCUGGGGUCCUAGAAGGUGAGACAUGCAAAUGCCUAAACAUCAUGCCAGUAGCUCUUGUUACUGCAUAAGUAGUGUUUGCUUUCAGGACAAAGCUGAGGUGAAUUUUUCAAGAGAGACUUUUUUAAAAGACAGCUGAUUCCUCAGCCUUCUUAUCGGACAGGUUCUGUAUAAACCCUGGCUGGGCCUCCAGCUGUGUGCUUCUGAUGAAUUUAGCCUGUGUAUCACCAAGUCAGAGGUAUAUGAAAGUCAGAGGUGGCCCAGAGCCAGGAAAGGAUAAACCAUUAUGACCCUUCUCUCUGCUUCCCCAUCACCUUACAGAUGGACACUUUGAGGCCCAGCUUCCUGGUCUCCUGUCUGCCCUUUCAGUUAUCUAUGUUCAGCCUCCAUCGGUGAACUUGAAAUCACUGCCCUGCCCUUAGGAGUUUGUGAUCUGGGUAGGAGACCAUGUGACAAAGUGGCCAGAGUGGUGGUUAGGGAAGACCAUGUUUCUUCUAGGUGCAGGGCUGUAUGAUCCAGGGAUGCCUAGUGGGCAAGAUGGUAUGGACUAUGGUGAUCUCUAGCAGAGCCAAAGUAUAGAGGACCAGACUGUGAAAGACCCCCUUAAGCCCACCACUACCAAUGGCAUCUCAUAUCUCAUUAAAAGAGUGAUCCAAGGCCUGGAAAACAGCACCCAGGCUCCUGAUAUCAGAGUCACAUCCAGGGGGAGUGGGGAGAUAACAGUGGGCUCACAUACCUUCUGGAUGGGGCCGGCUCAUCUAGACACCAUCUGACACGUGGCCAGCCCACAGAGCCCCUGCUAGCUGCCUGUAAUAGCCCUCAUUCUUUUGGAUAUGUUGGGAUCUGCUUUCAGCCCCACCUCUGGCAUGAACAGUGGUGUGGACCCCUCAGAGGAUAGGGCCUAGUCAGUCUUACUCAUGGCAUUUUUGGAAAGGGAUUCACAAAAUCUGACCAGCAGACUACAUCAUCCUAAAGAUCUAGAGGACAAAGCGAUUUCUGAAAAGCUAACCAGCUACUUAAGCUGCUGCCAAGAAGCAAUUUUAUGUGCAAGGAAACACCUCUAGCCAUACUUCCUUCCAAUAAACUGUAAAGGUAAAAGAUUAUCUUUUCUACAUUUCUAAAAUUCAGUAAACAUUAACUGAUAUUAGCCAGGUGCUGAGGAAAGAGAAAUGUUCUCUUCUGAUCUUUGUGGCCCCCACGCCUUUCCAGUCCCCAACUUGGUACAUUCCCUCAGGUAUCAUUUCAGAAUAAAUGGACUGCACUGUUUUCCUGGUGCAAUAAUAAUUAAUGCUAUCUAGAUGGCCUGAAGCUCUAGUACUUGCAUGUUCACUUUGUUUGUUUGUUUGUUUUUGUCUUUUUGAGACAGGGUUUCUCUAUGCUGUUCAGGCUGGCCUUGAGCUCACUUUGUAGCCUAGGCUGGUCUCGAACUCACAAUGAUUUUCCUGCCCCAGCCUCCUUCCAUGUUCACUUUGAAAGUGAUCAUCUAAAAAUGCCACCUAAACAUACAGUUGUUGCUAUUUCUGAUGGUUUUAUAAUGCAUUCUGUAUUAAGAAAAAAAUCAAGCAAUGAAUUAAGCCAUAUGGUGGCCAGUGACAAGAUGCUGAAUUUCAGAAAUGGUAAGAUGAGAAAAAGGAAUGCCUUAGCACUUCUAAGUUAUGUUAUAAAGCCAUAGCAUGCAGUGCCUGCCUGGCAAGUGCAAGGACAUGAGUUCAAAUCCUGAUACCAAAAAAACUACAUUAUUCCUUUAAGCAUUUGUGAGGUGUUAUUUUUUCCAGGUUGCACUUGGAAAAUUUGUCAGAAUGAGGAGUCAUCUCUAUCUUCAGUGAGCACUGGUUUUUGCACACAGACAGCAAAGAUUGUUCUGGAGGCAAACUUGAGCCCCUGCAGGAGGACAGGACUACAGUCCUGGAUUAUUUAGACUCCUCUGGGACAGUGCUGGAUGUGCUGAUGCUACACAGCAUGGUGCACUCUCUACUGUUUCACUGUGCUGCUGGAACCUCUGGCAUGAGCAUGGACAGAAGCAUUUGGAAAGAGUUCAUCUUUGUUUCAUUUCUGGUUUUUAAAUUAGAUGCUUUUAAGAGGCUGUGUACCCAGAGCUCAUAUUUUUUUUUCCAAGUGGUCUAGAAAGACUAAAAGGCCCAAGGUACUCUGCCUUCUCCCUCUGCCUGGACUGUCAUCUCUACCUCUCCUUAGAGGAGCCCUGGGUAAUCAUGACUACAGAGGGAAAAGAAACCAGCCUAUUGCUAGACAUUGAAACAUAUCUCUUUGCCCUUCUCUUCAACCCUGGCCUUCCUUCUAGCCAUCAUACUUCAAUAAAAUGAGUCUGCAGGAAAAAUAACUCAGUUAGACUGUAACUAGCAUAACUUUCUCUUCACUCAUUCCUUUUGGUUAUGCCUAAAAGUCUAGCUCCCUUCCCAGGGAGAGAUUUUAUCCUGUCUAAGUACUAUAAUAUUUAAACCUAGGUUGACAACUAAUCAAAAUGAUGCUGAGACUGAUUUUUCAAAUACAAUACAUAUUGUUUAAGUUCAAUAACUUGAGAGCUUUUCAUUGGUCAAAAUAAUGUGUUGAUUGUUAUGAUUCUCAAGUCAUCAAAAUUUUUGAGAUAAUUACAACUAAAAUUGAAGGGACUUACAAAUUAGGUGCUUUUAGCAGAUGCAAGGUAUUUGUGUUGUAUUUUUCUGGAUGCAUUUUCCAAAUUUUUAAGGAUCUUUUCUGCAGCUGAGUACUAAAAAGCUUAUUAUAAAUUAAUGUUGGGUUUUAUCAAAUUCUUUUUCUACAUGUACUGAGAUAAUCAAAUAGUUUUCCUGUUUGAUCUGUCAGGGGGGAAAUUACAGAUUUUCCAGGGUUAAGUAAAUUGUGACUUCCUAAUAGAAAUCCAACUUCAAGUGUGAAGCAAAAAAAUAAAAAGGUAAUAAAGGGUAUAUUAACAAUAUCACUAUUUAAAAUCUAGGUGCCUGGCGAGGGAUUUAGCUCAGUGGCAUAAGUGUCUGCCUGGCAAGCGAGAGGUCAUGAGUUCGAUCCCUGGUACCCUCUCCCACCAAAAAAUCUAGGUACCACAAGCAUAAAAACAUUAAGUUCAGCAGCAACCUGUGGAAACAACAGCUUUGGUGAAAGAUGGAGGACUGCAAUAGCCAGCAGUUGUGCUAAGGAAUCAGUGUCCACCCAGAUGAUGUUCUGGAACAGCUCUGCAUGCAGAGUCAUCCCAGCUAAAAGGAUACUCUUGGGCUCCCCAAAAGCAUGGCCAGUGACACACUUAUUCUUCAGGCUGUAAAGGUCUCAGUUUUCAGUGAGCAUUGGCCUGUUUCCUACUGCUGUAGAUAAGUCUUGUGAGCUUUGUCUCCAUAAGUCACUUUGGGAAAAUAUCAUUGUGUUCCUGCAGAGACAAUGACUGCCUUCUCCUUCAUAUCUGUGGAUUUGAGUCACAGUUCUGUCAAAAGUUGUGCAAAGGUAAAUAGUGCACCAUCUGUCCCUUAAAUGCAGCCAGUUACAAGAUUUGGUUACAUAUGAACUUCUCAUCCAAGCCUGGAUCGUUCUCUUGGUACUAUUCACACCUCAGCCUGGUUCAGCCUUUUUUCCUUUGUCAUGGAAAAUGCCCAUGCAUAAUCACAUACAUACACAGUGGUUGGUUCUUGCAUUAUGAACUUCCAUGCCUUCAGCUCCAGCUUCAGCCACUGUCAGCUUAGAGAUGAUCCUGUUUCCUCUGAACCCAAAAUAGUCCCUUCUUUGGAUUGUUGUGAAGCAAAUCCUAGCGGUCAUACAGUAUUUCCUUCGCAAAUGCUCCAAGGUGCAGAGAUGAUUUUAAAAAGCAUCACCACAUUAUAAUAUUAUCUUUCGUGUUGUCAGACACCCAGGAGCACUGAGGUUUCCGUACAGUUCACCCACCCGAAGUUUACAGCUCAGUGCUGUUUAGUGUGUUUGCAGAUAUACACAACCCUCACUAUGGUUUUUAGCACAUUUCAUCACCUCAAGAAGAAGCCCAGGGGCUGGGGAUUUAAGGGGCUGGGGAUUUAACUCAGCGGCAUAAGUACCUGCCUUGCAAGCAGGCGGUCGUGAGUUCGACCCCCGGUACCAAUAAAAAUGAAAAAGACUAAAAAAAAAAAAAAAAAAAAAAAAAAAAAAAAAAACCUGUCUUAAGCUGUUAGGAGUCUAUUUUCUAUGUGUGUAGAUUUCCUUGUUCUGGACAUUUUGUGGAAAUGGAAACAUAGAGUAAGAUGUGUGUGUGUGUGUGUGUGUGUGUGUUCAUUCAUUUAAUGUUUUCAGUGUACAUUUCCCAUUAUAUGGAUAUAAACCAUUUGUUGAUCAAUUAAUCAGUUAAUGGGCUUAAGUAUUUCCUUCUUUGGGCAUUGUGAAAAAUGCUGCUAUGAACAUUUGGACACCAAAUUUUGUAUGGGCAUAGGUCUCCAUGGCUCUUGAGUAUACACUUAGGAAUGGGUUGCUGGAUCAUAUGACAACUGUGUUUGAGGAGCUACAGUAUUGUUUCCCAAAUCAGCUGCACUGCUUUAUAUUCCCAUGAGCAGGGCAUGAGGGUUCUGGCAUGAUUUUUCCACACUGUUGGCAAAAAAUUGUCUGGUGGGCAUAAAGUCUCAUUGUGAUUUUAAUUUGUGGUUUUCUGACAACAAAUGAUGCUGAGUAUCAUUUCAUGUAUAGCUUAUUGGCUAUAUUUCUUAAUUGGAGAAACAUUUAUUAAAGUUCUUUACCCAUUUUUAAA
Cavia porcellus (domestic guinea pig) is the source of this 8011-nucleotide messenger RNA. It is a transcript of the gene Ventx, whose product is annotated as VENT homeobox. Gene Ontology annotation, cellular component: nucleus. The transcript has 2 exons. Gene Ontology annotation, biological process: regulation of transcription by RNA polymerase II; embryonic morphogenesis. Gene Ontology annotation, molecular function: RNA polymerase II transcription regulatory region sequence-specific DNA binding; DNA-binding transcription factor activity, RNA polymerase II-specific. The coding region runs from base 261 to 869 and encodes 202 amino acids. Lineage: Eukaryota; Metazoa; Chordata; Mammalia; Rodentia; Caviidae. The record is from RefSeq and is a predicted model, not a curated record.